Hippopotamus amphibius kiboko is the source of this 2855-nucleotide messenger RNA. It is a transcript of the gene ALDH8A1, whose product is annotated as aldehyde dehydrogenase 8 family member A1. Bases 699 to 2162 code for a protein of 487 amino acids. The transcript is spliced from 7 exons. NCBI's taxonomy places the organism in Eukaryota, Metazoa, Chordata, Mammalia, Artiodactyla, Hippopotamidae. The record is from RefSeq and is a predicted model, not a curated record. Gene Ontology annotation, biological process: retinoic acid metabolic process. Gene Ontology annotation, molecular function: retinal dehydrogenase (NAD+) activity.
UCUUCAUGGCGCAUCUGGGAAGAUGUGGGCUGCGGUGGCGGCCCUGGUUUCAGGAUGGACAGUUCAGGGACAAGGCAGCCAAGGUCAAGAGAAACUGGUGGGUGAUGGAAAGAGAGAGUCUGCCUUCAGCCACCUCUGAGGGUGAAGGCAGUGAUGCAUUGAGGGAAAAGCACAUUAUUUGGAGACAAAAGGAUUAAGGUUUAUUCUCACUGACUAUGCAAUUUUGGACAAAUUCAUCUCUCUGAGGCUGUUUUUUCCUACAAAAGAGGGGAAAUUUACUUUUUAUAAGAUUGUUGUGUGGAAUAAAUGAGUAAAUUCAUGUAAAGGAACUGCCUCAGGGCCUGGCACUUAAUCAAUGUUCCAGCAGUGAAUAGUUUAUAACCCAAGAAAAUGAUACACACAGAUGCCUUUUGACCAUUUUAAAGGGCCACGAACACAUAAGCUGAUGUUGCUUUAACAUACUAUUAUCCAUUUCUCAUAAUGUACUGGAUAGCUGUGAAAUACUUGGGCACUCUCUUCAUUCAGAGCUUGGAGACUGAAGUACUCUGGGAGCAUGUCAGGUCACCUCCCACUCUCAGGGAUUGGCAGAUGAGGGCCCUGGGGCUGGAAGUGAGGAGGAGAGUAGGUCCGGAGUCAGGAGAGUGGUGGGGUAACUUCACUGAGCCGCGCCAAGCAGAGGGGCAGGUGUGUCCUUUACUAUGGCUGGAACAAGAGCCCUUCUGAUGCUGGAAAACUUCAUAGACGGGAAAUUUUUACCUUGUAGCUCAUACCUAGAUUCCUACGAUCCCUCUACAGGGGACGUGUACUGCCGAGUGCCAAACAGUGGAAAAGAAGAGAUUGAAGCUGCGGUGGAGGCCGCCAGAGCAGCUUUUCCUGGCUGGUCCUCCAGGAGUCCCCAGGAGCGUUCGCAGGUGCUGCAGCGGCUGGCGGAUUUGCUGGAACAGUCCCUGGAGGAGCUGGCCCAGGCCGAAUCCAAGGACCAAGGGAAAACCAUAACCCUGGCAAGAACCAUGGACAUUCCCCGGUCUGUACAGAACUUCCGGUUCUUCGCCUCCUCCAUGCUGCACCACACGUCUGAGUGCACGCAGAUGGACCACCUGGGCUGUCUCCACUACACGGUGCGGACCCCCGUGGGAAUCGCUGGUCUGAUCAGUCCCUGGAAUCUGCCCCUCUACUUGCUGACCUGGAAGAUCGCUCCAGCAAUCGCUGCCGGCAACACUGUGAUAGCCAAGCCCAGCGAGCUGACUUCCGUGACUGCGUGGAUGAUGUGCAAACUCCUGGAGAAAGCAGGUGUUCCACCCGGUGUGGUAAAUAUUGUGUUUGGAACGGGACCCAGGGUGGGCGAGGCCUUGGUGUCCCACUCAGAGGUGCCCCUCAUCUCCUUCACUGGGAGCCAGCCCACGGCUGAGCGGAUCACCCAGCUGAGUGCUCCCCACUGCAAGAGGCUCUCGCUGGAGCUGGGGGGCAAGAAUCCUGCCAUCAUCUUUGAAGAUGCCAACCUGGAGGAGUGCGUUCCGACAACAGUCAGGUCCAGCUUUGCCAACCAGGGUGAAAUUUGCCUCUGCACCAGCAGAAUCUUUGUCCAGAAGAGCAUUUAUAGUGAAUUUUUAAAGAGGUUUGUAGAAGCUACCAGAAUGUGGAAAGUUGGCGUUCCCUCUGACGCAUCAGCUGACAUGGGACCCCUGAUCAGUAAAGCUCACCUGGAGAAAGUCAGAAGUUACAUCAAGAAAGCUCGCAUGGAAGGGGCCCGAAUUCUGUGCGGUGAGGGAGUGGAUAAGUUGAACCUCCCCCCCCGGAAUCAGGCAGGGUACUUCAUGCUUCCCACGGUGAUAACAGACAUUAAGGAUGAGUCCUGCUGCAUGAAGGAAGAGAUAUUUGGUCCAGUGACGUGUGUCGUCCCCUUUGAUAGGGAAGAGGAAGUGAUUCAAAGAGCCAACAGCGUUAAAUAUGGACUGGCCGCGACCGUGUGGUCAGGCAAUGUGGGGCGUGUCCACCGGGUCGCCCAGAAGUUACAGUCGGGCUUGGUCUGGACCAACUGCUGGCUCAUCAGAGAGCUGAACCUACCUUUCGGGGGCAUGAAGAAUUCUGGGGUGGGUAGAGAAGGAGCCAAGGACUCUUAUGAAUUCUUCACUGAAAUCAAAACCAUCACUGUUAAACACUGAACUUGGCCGAUGGAGAAGCCCUUACAGUUGAUGCCUGGCUGCAGAGAAUCAGUCGUCCAGUGUGGUGAAUGGAAAUCCUGGCAUAAAUUCCAGUCUUGACUCAGAGAAGGUGAUCUCUCUAGCUUAUCCUCUGUACUUGGUAUUUUUUACCCACUGGUGACGUGAUGCUGUCUCUUUUCAAUAAGGAGUCGAAGAAUAAAAGGGCACAAAAGGGAAGCCAGACAAUCAUCAGGCUCCUCCUUGCUUGUGUCUUCAUAGUACUUUUUUUCCAUCAUUUUGAUUAAAUUCUUGGAAAUUCACAGAUAACCAGAUUUACUUUUUUCAUUUGCAAGUGUAUGGUAAAAAAAAAAAAAUCUACAAAGCCAAAGAGAAACAAAUCAGCAUAAUUUCUACCUUUGGGGAGACUGUAGAGUGGGUCUCCCCAUCCAUCAACCACUGGCAUGGCUCACUGGUAACUGAUGGUACCUCAUGAUACUAGGGGGCUUUGAAUGUUGCUGAUGUACUUUACGUGGGGUUUGUCAGAGCAGGCACAUAUGGUAGAUCUCACUAAAUACAUCUGUAUAAGGACAAAGAAAAAUAAAAGAACUACUACUUUUGGAAGAAACUUAGAACGUGGAGACUUUGAUCCAUUCCUUCUGUGGAGUCUAAUCAAUUCCAAUUCUUCGUGUAUGUAUCUCAGGAGAUUUAAAAUUU